Rhopalosiphum maidis (corn leaf aphid) is the source of this 1672-nucleotide messenger RNA. RefSeq names its product protein obstructor-E (gene Gasp). The transcript is spliced from 5 exons. Gene Ontology annotation, cellular component: extracellular region. NCBI's taxonomy places the organism in Eukaryota, Metazoa, Arthropoda, Insecta, Hemiptera, Aphididae. Gene Ontology annotation, molecular function: chitin binding. The record is from RefSeq and is a predicted model, not a curated record. Bases 180 to 1091 code for a protein of 303 amino acids.
GGCGAGCACUGGCCGCUCACCAGUGCCGAUCAUCGCGUUACCGCUCGCGAAAGUGAAUUCGAUAUUUCAUAAUAUUACUCCACUAUUAUUAUUAUAUUUUUUUUCGAGUGAUUUAAACAUCGCCGUAUCUUAUACGUCACUACUACAAUUAAAUUUUAUUAGACGCGGUCCUCGUCAAGAUGAAGAUCUGUCUGCUCACUUCCGUCUUACUCAUCGCCGCAUAUCAAGUUCACGGCCAAAGAGAAGAGUUCAAGUGCCCGGACGACUACGGGUUCUACCCACACAGCUCAUCGUGCGACAAGUACUGGAAGUGCGAUAACAACGUGGCCGAGCUUAAGACUUGCGGUAAUGGUUUGGCGUUCGACGACACCGACCCCAAGUACUUGAAAGAGAACUGUGAUUACUUACACAACGUUGACUGCGGUGCUAGAUCACAAUUGGAACCUGCCAUCAGCACACCUCACUGCCCUAGAUUAUACGGAAUCUUCCCAGAUGACGUCAAAUGCGAUACCUUCUGGAACUGUUGGGGAGGUGAGGCUAGUAGAUACCAAUGUUCUCCCGGUCUUGCUUACGAUCGCGAAUCCAGAGUAUGCAUGUGGGCUGACCAAGUACCGGAAUGCAAAGUUGAAGAGGUAGCAAACGGUUUCAACUGCCCGGCCGCUGGCGAAGUAUUGGCUUCCGUGGGAUCUUUCAGCAGACACGCUCACCCAGACGACUGCAGGAAAUACUACAUCUGCUUGGAAGGCACACCAAGAGAAUACGGUUGUCCCAUCGGCACAGUUUUCAAGAUCGGUGAUGCCGACGGUAGUGGAAACUGUGAGAACCCCGAAGACGUUCCCGGAUGUGAGGACUACUAUGGUGACUUGGACCUGAAGGCAAUCAGGAAGAGUGAAUUAUUGUCCGGAUUAGACAACAAGUCGAAACAAUCAUCGUCGGCGGAGUCUAAGCCAGCACCAGCGGCACCCAAGGCACAGCCACAGAGACAACAGCAGUCCAACAGGCCGCAACCCCAACAACAGCAGUCCAGCAGGCCACAACCCCAACAACUCCCCGUCUCCCCGCAGUCAUCCAAAGACUACGAAGACGCUUAAAAAAGAAGAGACGGCAGCAGCGGCGUAACUCGCCCGCGGUGACGGACCAAAUACACAAACAUGCAAACAUACUGACUUAUUGAGUUUUUUUUUAUAAAACUUACGGUUUUUGAAUUGCGUGAGCACCGAAUUUUCUCUCCCUCCCCCCUCCAAACUGCAUACUACCUGCCCGACGCAUAUAGAAAUAACGACUUAUAUAUAGAGGAUUUAUAUACAGGUGCUCACACAAUUUAAUACGUUUUUUUUUUUUAAUUAUUAUUAUACCUAAUAUUAUUUUGUGUCCUUUUUUUAUACGCUUUUUUUUUUAAUCGACCGUAAUUCGAUCGAAUAUUCCGUCCGUUUCCCUGCCCCCUGUGUAAUUUAUCCCUGUUCCCAUGAUUAAUUGUAAACAGUUACGGUAAACACAUUAAUGCGACAGCGGCAGCAGCUGCAGCCGCAAAUUGCUACUUUUACUGCUGCCCCUGGGCGUUCCUAUCACCAAUACACAUUUUUGUUAAUAUAAUUAUUUUCGUAUUUAAGUGCAAAAAUCAAAAAAAAAAAAAUAUAUAUUUAACUACCCGAAUGCUUAUUCACAACACAAU